CCAGCUGUUAAUCACUCAAAAGUGUUUAGUUUCUCAUAGCUGCAAGUCGUCGUCGCUUUUUUUUAUUAACAACAAACUCAAUUAAUUUUUCAAAAGAAAUUGCAUAAGAAGUGCAUACCUACAUACACACAUAACAUAAUAUUCAAGUGCAUUCAUUAACUUGCUGGCUGGCGCAGUGAAGUGUAGCAUAGAGUAAUUGGCCAUCAUCAGUUUUCUUACAGCAAGUUGAAGUUUAUAUUGUAAUUUCGCGUUGUUAAUUGCUGACAAGUGAAAGGAAAGCAUUUUUCCUCAAAAAAAAAAAAAACAAAGGGGGAAGAAACAGAAAAAACAGUAAAGAGCGGAGUAAUAAACUCAGAAAAAGUGCAAGUGCAAGCAGCGCAACGAAGUCAUGGCUCAACCACUACGUAUUGCCAUCAUUGGACAGAGCAAUUUUGCUGCUGAUGUCUUGGAACUGCUUUUGGAGAAGAAAUACAAUGUUGUCGGUGUCUUCACCAUACCAAAUAAGGGUAGUCGCGAGGAUAUCUUAGCCACUACUGCAACACGUCAUAAUAUACCCGUAUUUAAAUUUGCCUCAUGGCGGAAGAAGGGUGUCGCUUUGCCGGAGGUAUUGCAACAAUAUAAAUCCGUAAAGGCUACACUCAAUGUGCUGCCUUUCUGCUCGCAAUUCAUACCAAUGGAAGUGAUUGAUGGCGCUGAUUUGGGUAGUAUUUGCUAUCAUCCCUCUAUAUUACCGCGUCAUCGUGGCGCUAGCGCUAUACAAUGGACACUGAUCGAGGGUGAUGAGGACGCUGGUUUCACUAUCUUCUGGGCUGAUGACGGUCUUGAUACCGGUCCGAUUUUGUUGCAGAAACAGACGCCAAUUGAGCCCACCGAUACGCUGGAUACCAUCUACAAGCGAUUCCUCUAUCCCGAGGGUGUUAAGUCGAUGGGUGUGGCUGUUGAUUUGGUAGCUGCUGGUACGGCGCCGAAGAUUACACAAACCGAUAUCGGUGCCACCUAUGAUCCAGCUAUGUUUAAGGAAGAAAACCAGUUUGUGCCUUUAAAUCAGACCGCAAAAAAUAUUUUCAAUUUUGUGCGCGGUUUAGACUCACAGCCAGGUGCUAUUGCGGUGGUGCUGAAGCCGGAUGGUAGCGAGGAGAAAAUACGUUUGUUUGGUGCACACAUCUACUCAGCCGGACCGGUAAAACAGUUGGGUUCGCUGAAACUGAAGGACCUUAAGACACCUGCCUAUAUACACCAAGAUGGUUUGCUGUUGCAGGGCACAGAUGGUAAUUUUGUGAAUGUACGUCGGCUGAAGAAGGGUUCGAAGAUGAUCAACGCUGCCGAUUGGUUCAAGCAAAGCGAUCAACCACAGAUCACCGAGUUCAGUGAGGAUGAGUUGUUGAAGAAGGAGAUCUUGCGUGGUGUUUGGCACUCCAUACUGAAGGCUCCAAUUGAGGCGGAGACUGAUUUCUUUGCCGCCGGCGCUGGUUCCAUGGAUGUGGUGCGCUUGGUGGAGGAGUGCAAAGAUGCCUUCGAUGUGCCACUGGAGAAUGAGCAUGUCUUUAUGGCGCCAGUAUUCGAAGAGUUUUUUGUUGAGAUCGUUAAGAACUUGCGACAAGGUAGCUCUGCAACGGGCGUUGAAGUGCCCUUCGAAGGUUUUGUAAUGCGUGCGAACAAACGUGAAAUUCGUGUGCCCACGCAACUCUUCAUUAAUGGUCAGUUUAUCGAUGCCGAGGGUAAAGACACGUUGGACAUUAUUAAUCCCACCGAUGAAACGCUUAUCUGUAAAGCAGCAUGCGCAUCACGUAAUGAUGUCGACAAGGCUGUGCAGGCGGCGCAUAAUGCCUUCUAUGGUGCAUGGAAGCAGGUCUCGGCGCGUCAGCGUGGACAACUCAUGAUGAAGCUCGCCGAUUUGAUGGAGCAGUACAAAGAGGACUUGGCGACCAUUGAAUCGGUGGACUCCGGCGCUGUGUAUACGUUAGCUUUGAAGACACACAUUGGCAUGUCGAUAGAUGCCUGGCGUUACUUUGCGGGCUGGUGCGACAAGAUACAAGGCAGCACCAUACCAGUGAAUCCAGCCAGACCAAACAAUGUGCUGACCUUCACCAAGCGUGAGCCUAUUGGCGUCACUGGUUUGGUAACACCCUGGAAUUAUCCACUUAUGAUGUUAUCCUGGAAAAUGGCCGCUUGCAUUGCCGCUGGAAAUACGUGCUUGAUCAAACCGGCGCAAACUUGCCCACUGACAGCGCUCAAAUUUGCAGAGCUCACUGUUAAAGCUGGCUUUCCACCGGGUGUAAUUAAUGUGGUGCCAGGUCAGGGUGCCGGCGCUGGCCAAGCUGUGGCAGAUCAUCCUCUAGUGCGCAAACUGGGCUUUACCGGCUCGACACCCAUCGGCAAAGUGAUUAUGAAGUCUUGCGCGGCAUCCAAUCUGAAGAAGUGUUCGUUGGAGUUGGGCGGCAAGAGUCCACUUGUUAUCUUUGCCGAUUGUGAUCUGGACAAAGCUGUUAAGCAUGGCAUGUCUUCGGUCUUCUUUAAUAAGGGUGAGAAUUGCAUUGCCGCUGGUCGGCUGUUCGUUGAGGAUCGCAUACACGAUGAAUUCGUGCGACGCGUUGUAAAGGACAUAGGCACAAUGACUAUUGGCGAUCCAUUAAAUCGCUCCACGGCACAUGGUCCACAAAAUCAUAAGGCGCAUUUCGACAAACUCAUCGAGUUCUGCAAACGCGGUGUUAAGGAGGGCGCCACUUUAGUCUACGGUGGCAAGCAAGUGCCCAACACCAAGGGUUACUUCUUCCAGCCCACCGUCUUCACAGAUGUCGAGGAUGAAAUGUUCAUUGCUAAAGAAGAAUCUUUCGGUCCCAUCAUGAUUAUUUCCAAGUUCAAUGGCAGUGAUGUGGACUCGGUGAUGAAACGCGCCAAUCGCAGUGAAUAUGGCUUGGCCAGUGGCGUGUUCACGAAGGAUAUAAGCAAGGCGCUGGCAUUCGCCGAUCGUAUUGAGGCGGGUACGGUGUUUGUGAAUGUUUACAAUAAGACUGAUGUGGCUGCGCCAUUUGGUGGUUUCAAGCAGAGCGGUUUCGGCAAGGAUCUGGGACAGGAGGCGCUCAAUGAGUAUUUGAAGACGAAAUGUGUGACCAUUGAAUAUUAGGGUGGUUUUUGAAGAAUUUAAGCAGAUAGAGUUAGAUUGACUUAGAUAGAAUUGGUGUGAAAGAGACUUGGAUGGAGACAAAGAGAACGCUUUAGUCAAGUAAUAUAGAAUAUUGUUAGUAGAUAUAAGUUUAAAUGUGUUGUUUGUUGUUAAAUAUUGUUUUUACAUAAUAAAUAUUGUUUGUAUAAAAUCCA
Messenger RNA from Ceratitis capitata (Mediterranean fruit fly), 3318 nucleotides. RefSeq names its product cytosolic 10-formyltetrahydrofolate dehydrogenase. Gene Ontology annotation, cellular component: cytoplasm. The record is from RefSeq and is a predicted model, not a curated record. Gene Ontology annotation, biological process: one-carbon metabolic process; biosynthetic process; 10-formyltetrahydrofolate catabolic process. Lineage: Eukaryota; Metazoa; Arthropoda; Insecta; Diptera; Tephritidae. Bases 389 to 3124 code for a protein of 911 amino acids. The transcript is spliced from 4 exons. Gene Ontology annotation, molecular function: aldehyde dehydrogenase (NAD+) activity; formyltetrahydrofolate dehydrogenase activity.